Messenger RNA from Blepharisma stoltei, 285 nucleotides. Lineage: Eukaryota; Ciliophora; Heterotrichea; Heterotrichida; Blepharismidae. The record is from the annotation of a GenBank genome assembly.
AUGUACUGAUAUCAAUACUCCUUUUGAUACUACAACUCUUCUAUGUGCCUGCUGUGCUGGAUUUUACUUAAAUGACCAAGACACUUGCAUUGCAUGCAUAAACCAUGCUCUUCAUGCAAUUCAGCUACAGUUUGUAAGGGAUGUAUCGAUGGCUGCUAUUUAGAUUCCACAACUUGUAAAGCUUGCACUAAUCAAUGCGCUAAUUGCUCUUCAGCACAGGUACUAGCAAACCAACAGUUUAUGAAAAUCAAAAAGAUGAUGAGCCUCAGAAAGAUAUUCCACUAA